Molecule: messenger RNA, 1485 nt
Organism: Mytilus trossulus (common blue mussel)
Lineage: Eukaryota; Metazoa; Mollusca; Bivalvia; Mytilida; Mytilidae
Exons: 4
Coding region: 82-1485 (467 amino acids)
Molecular function (GO): protein binding
Source: RefSeq, a predicted model, not a curated record
AAGGACGGAAAUGUUACGAAUUCGAUUUGGUAUGUGUUAAAGUGUCUUCAGAUUAAUUUUCAUUCAGGUCAAAAGAUAACCAUGAAAUCAGAGAUUUAUAUAUUCGCUUGGCUGUUUAUUUCAAUUACUUUCUCUCGUAAUGUAUAUGAUAUACAUAAAGUUGGCCAUCGACCUGUUCUGUCGGUAGAGGGAGAUAAUGUGUAUGUAGGUGGAGAAUUAGGUCUGGUUAAACUAGACAAAAAAUCGUUUGAAGAACUGAAAUUCAUUUCGGUACAAAAUGUAUGGGCAGUACUUGUUGAUGAUGACGCAAAUUUGCUGAUUGUAUGUUCCUCUCUUGGAGACGGAAAAAGUCAAUGUCAUAAAAUGACCCUGAAUCUCAAAGAAAAAGACAUAACAUCUGAGCAAUUUAUGAUCGAUCUUAACACACCUCCGUUAAGCAUAAAAUGUAGAUUAUCAGACGAAAUAGGAAUCGUGAUUGCAGCACCAUACAUAAAGUCGUUCACUAAUCGCAAAGAUUCCAAAACUAUAUACAGCUUACAAAUUAGAAGUCUGGAUGAGUUUAUGUAUUCUAGCAAUACUGUAUACCAAUUGGGUUAUAAUGAAAACUUAAACCGCUCACAGAUGACGUAUAUUGCGGGUUUCGAGCAUGAACAAUUUGUUUAUUUUUUAUAUAAUGUUUAUUUGAACGAUAAAUUUAUUGAAGCAAAGCUAGGUAAAAUGUGUGCAUCCCAUCAUACAUACUCAAGUACUGGUUUUCGUACUUCUUAUGAAGAUAUUCCUCUUGUGUGUUACCAUGAACACGUAAACUACACUAAGAUCGAAGAUGGAUUGGUACUGAAUGGCAAAAUGGUUGCAGCUUUCAGUAAUAUGGAAUCAAGCGUUAUCUGUUCUUUUAGCAUUAAAGAACUAGCGAAACGUUUCCUAGAUUCGAGGAUAAAUAUUUUACGUUGUAAUCAGAAAACAGGAUGGAAAAAUCGUAGCUUCAAACCGGAUCCCUUUUCAGCCUGGCAACCAAAAACGUGUAUUCAUUUGAACAACAAUACCUGUGCUGAAUCGAUGGUUUGUAAUGUGAUCAAAGGAGAUUUCUGCAACACUGUUCUAUACUAUACAAUUGAGGGAGUCGAUCCUAUUGUCUCAAGUGCAGUUUACAAAACAACAAGGAGAGUUCUACGGCAUCUCACUAAAGUUGAUUCAAAUGACAGGGUGCUGAUUGCAGCAACAAAUUCUGGACAUAUUAUUAAGUUGAACAUUAGUUCCUCUUAUUCCUAUACAGUAGACGUAGAAUAUGAAAUAACAGGAUCGCACAACAUUGUGGACUUACAGACUCGAAAUAGAACAAUCUACAUUUUAACAGAUACAGAGUUACAGAGACUAGAUGUUGAUGACUGGUUCUUUGACAACGAUUGCAGCAUUCCAGAACCUUCGAUAUAUAUAUGUACAAUAGCUUUACUAUACAUAAGAAGUGUCCUUGGGGAAUUUGUUUGA